Messenger RNA from Myotis davidii, 196 nucleotides. Its product is annotated as T-cell surface glycoprotein CD1b-1-like. The record is from RefSeq and is a predicted model, not a curated record. NCBI's taxonomy places the organism in Eukaryota, Metazoa, Chordata, Mammalia, Chiroptera, Vespertilionidae. Gene Ontology annotation, cellular component: external side of plasma membrane. Gene Ontology annotation, biological process: positive regulation of T cell mediated cytotoxicity; immune response; antigen processing and presentation, endogenous lipid antigen via MHC class Ib. Gene Ontology annotation, molecular function: endogenous lipid antigen binding; lipopeptide binding; exogenous lipid antigen binding. The annotation marks the transcript as partial. The transcript has a single exon.
AGGCCCCACUCCCUUGUUGGAUACAGUGAAGCCCGAGGCCUGGCUGUCCAGUGGCCCCCCUCCUGGCCCUGGCCGUCUGCUGCUGGUGUGCCACGUCUCAGGAUUCUACCCAGAGCCUGUGUGGGUGAGGUGGAUGAGAGGUGAGCGGGAGCAGCCUGGCACUCAUCAAGGGGACGUCCUGCCCAAUGCUGAUGAG